AUGUUCCCGGAAGUUAAAGAGAAAGGAAUGGCAGCUAUUCCAAGACUGGUUGCCUUCACAUCGGAGCAUGUAGGUGUUUUCUCUUUCAACCUUUUGCUAGCUUCACUUCUUUGCUGAUUAAACCAGGCUCCUUCAAACGCCCUUUGGGGAAAGACAUAGCCACUUUCCUACUGUUAACAUGAGAGUCCUCUGUUUAGUUUUUGCAUACAAAUGAGUCUUGAGCUAUGACUCCCCUCCUUCUGAAAUGUGCUGUGUCGGUUAUGUUGGGAAGGUGUGUUUUUAUGAAGCUGUCGAAUCUCAUGGUGACCUCUUGUAGCUUCCAUUUAUGUCCACCUCAUCCAGCCUCCCCCAACAUGGCGCUAUCCAUGCUGACCACACUGGCUGGGACUGUUGCUGUACUCCAAAACAUCUGAAAGACACCAAGUUGGGGAAGACUAGACUAAUGUAACUCCUGUGGUGUCCAAGAAAAAGACAGCCAUCUGAGAGCAUUUAGCAACAUCAGCACUUCAGAGUUCAAAGCUCUUCCACAUACGUUCUGUCAGCCCUUAUUAAAUUGCAUUCGGUGGUUGACUAAACACCUAAUCACUGAAGAGUCAAGCUAUAGAUGUUUAAGGUCUCCACGCAGAACUUCCCAUUCAUUUCACCAGGGCUUGCAAACAGAGCCUCAUUUGCACAGGAAUAAGGGCUUGCUGGAUUGUUCCCCUAGGUGCUACUUCAUGAUUCUUUUACAGCUGAAGAAGCGAAGCUGCUGUAAACAUUGCAAAAAUAACCCAUGUGCUUUUUCAGAGUCAUUUUUCUGUGAAGAAAGGAGCAGCAGCCUUAGGAAUUGGUACUGACAGUGUGAUUUUGAUCAGGUGUGAUGACAGGUAAGCACAGCCUUAUGAAUGACAGCAGGAAUAGCCAUUCUUUGAAAGCAGCAGAAAGAAUGAUAUUUUUUUAAAAAAAAUCAAAUGGCCUGUUCAUAUAAUAUAGCCUUGCCCUGUGUUGGGCUAAGGAAGCUCUGCCACAUACAUGCUGGGCAUUUUUCAGAGAGUUCAAAAAGUGGUUUAUAGCAGGUUUGUUGAGCCAAGCUCAUGGCCCCAGGGCUGUACCAGCAGAGUUAUAUAUUUUAUGACCUGCACAAUACAUUUUUGGAUUGCAGAAGGUCUGUCAAGCACCAUAUGGACAUUAGUUAGUGAACUGUGAGUUCAGGAGCAAGGGCCCUUGAGUACAUCAAAUGUACUAAAAAACCAUAACUCUGCAUUCAGUCAUUUGGUGUUUUCCACCCACUUCACUAUGGAUAAGUUGAGAUUCACAUAAACAUUCAGAUUUGCAAAAAAACAAAACAAAAGUAUACAUUAUUAUUAAUAGUACCGUACUAAGAAACAGGACCUGUUUGCAAACCUCUUCAACUGACUCAAAUUUAGUUAAGGGAGGCAGGUGAUGGAGAGUGGAAUGAAUCGCUUUCCAAGUGGCUAGUUAGGUUUAUAAAUGUUGCGUAGAACUUUUCAUAAAUCACUAUCUUAUCUAAGUUAACUAACCUGAGUAGCGGACAGAAAGAGCUAACAGCAAAGCCAUGGUAUUUUGAUUAUUCCCCCCCCCCCUUUUCUAUUGCAGAGGCAAAAUGAUCCCAUCUGAUCUUGAAAGGAGAAUUGUUGAGGCAAAGCAAAAGGCAAGUAGAUUUCCACCUACAGUCAGUAAUCUGUAGGUGUAUAGGAAAGCAUACUGUUUGGGGGAGUGAGGCAAGGGAAUUGCCUAUGGAAUUUCAAUCAUUGUUUUAAGAGUUGAGUUGCCUUAUAAAUCUGCACACAAAGAUUCCCCCCCCCCCUUGAAAUGUGAGUUAAUGAUGAGAUGGACCAAUGCACUGAAAGAAACCUGUCCGAAAAAUAGACUAUUCCGAAAUAACGUGGGCAUCACAAAGUGAUUCACUGAGUGUGCAUGUGCAAGAAUGUUGGGUCACCCCAACUCUUUUGAGCUCUCUCUAUCCUCUAGUCUAGACCCUGUGAUUGUAGGAGGCGCAGCCCCAUUGUCAGAGAGCAUGCAUUUUUGCAUCUAGAAAGUCCCACAUUCAUUCUCAAUGAUUUAAAAAAAAUUGAACUGUCUGGUUUUCAACAAACUGUUUCUUACACCGCCCAGCUGAGGCCAGAAGAGUGUAAAUCACUCGUUCAACAGAGUUCAGAAUUGCAAAGUAAACCUAGCCUUUCCAGAUGCUCAUUUUUACUCCCUGCCAGGAAAAGCCUUAUACAAAAGCCGAACAUCUGGACACAUUUUGUCGCCUUAGCAGUUUGCUGCCACCUGCAGGCAGAAGUAUCAAUGACAUAAGCAAAUUACAGUAAAAGGAUGUUGAUGGGUCGCAAUAUUGGGCUUAUCCGCACUUAACUUUGGCUCCACUCUCGCCAGGCAUAGAUCUGGGCUUAAAAGCUGCAUGUCUGAGCAUUUUGGGGGGUUUUUUGGUAGAGCUUUUUGUCCCAGAGUUUUCCCUACAAAAACCCGCUCUUUAGCACUCAGUUGGGAUUUAAGCAGAUUGCGCUUUGCACUGAUUGAGAUUUAAAGAGCAAGUUUUCACAGGGAGCGCUCUGGAGCAAAAGAAGAAGAAUGAGAAUGUGCUGUCAGACACAUAGCUUUAAAGACCGUUCCUUGAAAGAGCGGAGGAAAGGUCAGUAUGAAUAAGCCCAUUUGCUAAGGGUAUUAUAGGGCAGUGUACCAAUAAAAUGAAAUAAAUAAACGGUGUCAGUUUCAGUCCCUUCCAGCAUCUCUAGAUAGGACUGGGGAAAUAGUCCUGCCUGAAACUCUAGAGAGCUAUUUCCAGUCCGUGUAGGAAGAGGAAGCCAAGAUGUGCAAGUGGCAGUCUCUUAUAACAUCUAAGCUUUGCUUGGCAGCAUAAAUCAGGCAUGUUUCUUAGAUGUUGAGUCUGUGAUUACUGGUAUGCCUCGCCUUAAUGAUAUUGUUUCAUGCCGCCCCAAUCUCUGCUGAGCGGUGCAUGUGAUUCCAAGGAUCUCGGGUGCUUAUCUAGGGUUCGUGUUUCCUUUUGGGAAUGAGGCACAGCAGAGACUGUGGUGUCUUUAGGAUAUAUGGUUUAUUUACACACAUAUAUACCACCUGAGCCUAUGAUGGAGGUGUGGAUAGCAUUACGCCCCAAGAGGGUCUCUUGCUUCUCCCAUAGGUGCAGCAGUCUUGGGUCUCAAAGACAGAAAAUCAGCCAUGCUCUCUGUCUCUUUGUUACAGCCUAUCACAAACAGCCCAUAGGAUGUUCCUGCCCCGCCCCGCCCCCCGCCUUCUUCAUCCUUCUCACAGUUAACAGACCCUGGCUUAUCUCCUCCAAACCAAAACCCUACACCCUUUAAUCCCUUUGGUCUAUGUCCACUAACACACACUGAAGGAGAGCCCCUACCCCUCCUGGUCUGGCAUAGCUUCCCCCCUCUUGAAGGCUUUCCUGGUAAGUUAAUGACUCGGCCAUUAUCAGCUUUGUUCCUCCACUGACCCACACUCUCAGGCUGGCUUGGCUUGUUAGCAUUAAGUGCAUCCAGCAGUGUAUGGCACAGUUUAAUCAAACCUUGAUUAAUUCUAACUUUCACUAAAUCUAGGAAUAACGAGGAGGAUUUGGCAGCCAGGAGUUUCGGGGAUCCUUGCUUUCCCCCAAAACUUAUCACAGUAUUAAGCCUCCAUUCCACGCCACUUCCCUACAGAGCUGUUGCGACUGAAAGACGCUCAAUUUCAGAAAAUAGUCUCUAUGUCUAAAGGAAAUUUUCUCCACUGGAACAUUUUCCUGUUGUUUUUGUUGUUGUUUUCUUCCUGCAGGGAUUUGUUCCUUUCCUCGUGAGCGCCACAGCAGGAACUACAGUCUAUGGGGCAUUUGAUCCACUUAUAGCUAUUGCAGAUAUCUGCAAAAAGUACAAGAUCUGGAUGCAUGUUGAUGUGAGUACAGAAUUACAGUCUAAAAGGGCUGAGCUACAAAACAGUAAGCUGGCAGAGCCAAAAACCAUGCUGUUUAAAGUGGAAAUGCAUGUCCUAGCACAGUCUCUGAAGGAUGUUGAGAACCCCAGAUUCUGAAAGCUGUCAGGGAGAGCAGGAAGGUGUGGGCCAUCUCAUUUUCUUUGUCCCUAGUUUUUGAUAUUCAGAGCUAUAUUACCUCGAGCUCUUGUGGUUAGUAGCAGGUAGUAGGCCCAUCCUAUAGGAAUGUGACUGUUUAUUUAAGAACAUUAGAAAAGGUUACUAGAUCUGGCCAAAGGCCCAUCUAGGCCAACAUCCUGCUCUCACAGUGGCCAAACCCGCAAGCCGAAUCUGUGUACAACAACACUUUCCCUACCCAAAAACUGGUAUUUGAAGCAUACUGCCUUCAACAGUCAGAGCUGGUUCAAUCUAGGUGGCUGUGUAACUUCUGCUAGGUUGCUAGGUCAUGUGACCAAUUUGGAAAGGGUUUGGAACAGGUGUGAGUGCGCCCCUACCCCACUGUGCCCCCAUCACUCCCUUGUUGGGGGACUUGUCUUCGCCAGGGGUGUAACAUGGGGGGGGGUCUGCUGGGGCGAUGGUCCCAUUUUUUCUGGGGGGUGCUGGCAAGGCACUGUGAAGAGGCUGCAACAGGCAUGCAUGCCCCGGACACAGUGAAAACAUGCUCCAUCGCUGAUCCUGGCCUCAGCUAAACCAGCUGCAACAGAGCUGGGCUGAAGGACUUACCUCUAACUGAGCUGGAAUGAGGGAUUUGAACUGGGUUUGCCCCAGCUAAGCCCAGACUCAGACAGAGAUUUACCUGUUUCAAACUCCACUCAACCCAGAAGAUCUUGGGUGUUGGAUUGCUCCCUUGCUUUUUAAAAAUAAAUAAAGCUGGGGAAACAGCUUAUGAUUUAUCGGGACUUCCUCCUCUUCCGCCCACUGCACAAACAUCCACGCUCCUCCCUGACCAUUGGUCCUGUUGACUAGGGCUGGCAAAGUCUAACAGCAUCUGAAGGGCCACAGGUUCCCCUCUCCUGUUACAGCACGGCUUUUGUCUGCACAGAAUUGACAAAAUGCAAGGGGACAGUCACUUGAAUUGAAGGGCUUAAGGUAUUUCUUUCUUUUCUACAGCCACUUAAACCAACAGCGUCAUUGCAUCAUGUGGUUGUAAAUUUCAAAUGUGCACUUGGGGAACAUGUUUCAUACACUUCCCCUGUUUUGAAAUUUCCUCAACAAUAUUUUUUUGGCUGCUUCCCUGAUCACACAAGGAGAACAUUCAGAAGUGACUUGUGGGUUUGGAUAUUAGAGCCUUGAAAUCCGUACGACUGAAUACAAUUAAUGCUCUUUUCUUUUCUUUUCCAGGGAGCGUGGGGUGGUGGGCUGCUGAUGUCAAGGAAACAUAAAUGGAAAUUAAAUGGUGUUGAAAGGUAGGGAUUACGGACAUGUCAUUAAAUAUCACUUAUGUGCUGCAGUGACUGAUGGAAAUAUUAUUAGACACUACUCAUAUGCUGUCUUGACUGCCACCAGAAUUCCUGCAAAUUUAAAACUAGUCAAUAUCCUCUUGUCAAAUGUAGCAGCAGAAACUAUUUUUCAAGUUCCAAUCAUUAUUGAAAUAGUUGACCAAAUCUUUGCAAAGCAUAAGAGCCUGCUGCUGUUCCUUUUACUUUGUUGUUGUUGUUGUUUAUUAAAUUUGUAUACCGCCCUUCAUCCAGAGAUCACAGGGCAGUUCACAACAUAAAAAAUACAAAAUGAGAACUCAAAUACAUAAUAAAUACACAAUAACAAAUUAAUAACCUUCCUCCCACAAACACAUUUAAAAUAUUUAGCCAAAGGCCUAGUUAAAAAGAAACAUUUUCACCUUGUGCCUAAAGAUAUGUAAUGAAGGCACCAAGCGAGCAUCCCUGAGGAGAACACUUCACAAAUAGGGAGCCACAACCGAAAAGGCCCAUUCUCAUGUUGCUACCCUCCAGACCUUUUGAGGAGGAGGCACACAAAGAAGGGCCUCAAAUGAUGACUGCAGGAUCUAGGUCUGUUCAUAUGGGGAGAGGCGAUCCUUAAGGUAUUGCAGUCCUGAGCCAUUUAAGGCUUUAUAGGUCAAAACCAGCACUUUAAAUUGGGCCUGGAAACUAAUUGGCGGCUAGUGCAGUUGGGCCAAGAUUGGUGUAAUAUGCUCAAACUCUGUGGCUCCGGUGAGCAACCUGGCCACUGAAUUCUGCUGAUGUUUCCCAACCAUCUUCAGAGGCAGCCCUGUGUAUAAUGUGUUGCAGUAAUUGAACCUAAAGGUUACCAGAGCAUAGACAACAGAUGUUAGGCUAUUCCUGCCCAGACAAGGAUGCAGCUGGGCCACCAGUCAAAGUUCUCCAUGACAUCGAGACACAGGGAACUGUGGUUUGUUUGGUUAGUGAAAACAAGCCAGGAUACCUAUUCAGGGUACCACUCUCUCAUUAACCAUAGUUUAAACAACUAUGGACUUGUAAAAAGACAUUCACUGGAAAAGUUCCAAGCUGAAAAAUCUCUGUCAUUUCUAAGGAACAUUAUCUGUGUCAAUACAUUUAUAUUAACUGUUAUUGGAUGUUUGUAAAAAGCCUGAUUAUGGCAUGAAAUAAUGACUUUCUUUUUUAGCUGCUUGGCUUAUUUUCAGCCUUACUGUUCUGGCCAUUCAAGAGCCGCCUUUUUAUUUUGGUUUUGCUGUUUGCAUUUUACGCCUCUGUGAAUGCAAUCUGCCAUUGCCGCACCUCAUGUUAAAGUUUGGUUGCUGUUCCAGGGCCAAUUCUGUGACAUGGAACCCACACAAAAUGAUGGGGGUCCCACUGCAGUGCUCCGCUCUGCUCGUUCGAGAAGAGGUAUGUUUACAUCCAUAUUGACAUCUUUCGCCUGAAAAGGAAUAAUAAUAAAUCUGUAAGGUAAAGGUAAAAGUACCCCUGCCUGUACGGGCCAGUCAUGUCCGACUCUAGGGUUGCGCGCUCAUCUCACUUAAGAGGCCGUGAGCCAGCGCUGUCCGGAGACACUUCCGGGUCACAUGGCCAGCGUGACGAAGCUGCUCUGGCGAGCCAGCACCAGCGCAGCACACAGAAACGCCGUUUACCUUCCCGCUAUAAAGCGGUACCUAUUUAUCUACUUGCACUUAGGGGUGCUUUCGAACUGCUAGGUGGGCAGGAGCUGGGACCGAACGGCGGGAGCUCACCCCGCCGCGGGGAUUCGAACCGCCGACCAUACGAUCAGCAAGUCCUAGGCACUGAGGUUUUACCCACAGCGCCACCCGCGUCCCCAAUAAAUCUGUAGUCAACCUGAAAUCACAAAAUAAAAUUAAAAAAUGGGUGCAGUGGUUGUUGCCUAGAAAUGGGGAUAUCAGGAGGUGGAGUCAGGCUUAGGUCAGCAGUACAGUAAAACAAAAAGCACCCAAUGGCAGUGAAGUUAACUCUUUAUUCAGAGAAACAAAACAGCUUGGUCACAGCAACCCUUCUCAAUAGUUCUUGCCCCAAUGAGACAGCUGUGAGGACUGAUGUUCUCCACCUUCUCCUGCUCUCCAAAGCUCCUCCUCCUGUUCCUUCCCCAGCAGCGUAAGGCUCCUUCGCCCUAUCUUUCCUUCCCCAACUAGUAUGGAAUAUUAUGAGGGACGCAGGUGGCGCUUUGGGUUAAACCACAGAGCCUAGGACUUGCCAAUCAGAAGGUCGGCGGUUCAAAUCCCCGCAAUGGGGUGAGCUCCUGUUGCUUGGCCCCUGCUCCUGCCAACCUAGCAGUUCGAAAGCACCUCAAAGUGCAAGUAGAUAAAGAGGUACCACUCCAGCGGGAAGGUAAACGGCGUUUCCGUGUGCUGCUCUGGUUCGCCAGAAGCGGCUUAGUCAUGCUGGCCACAUGACACAGAAGCUGUACGCUGGCUCCCUCGGCCAGUAAAGUGAGAUGAGCGCCGCAACCCCUGAGCCGGUCACGACUGGAUCUAAUGGUCAGGGGUCCCUUUACCUUUACUAUGGAAUAUUAUGAGGGAUGCCGCACUGGGGGCACUAUGCUACUUUAGCAGACGAGUGAAUAUGAGAAGCAAAUGGGGUUUCCAAAAGGUUCCUAGCUUUCCUUACUGUGGAUUUAAGAGCUCAGCGACACACAGUUGGUUACUAGGUGCUUCCAUCUUCACAGCAGCCAGGGCAGGAAUAGCCAUCAUGGUGUCCUCCAAAUGUUGUGGACUACAACUCCCAUUAUGCCUGACCGCUGGCUGUGCUGGCAUGGGAUGAUAGGAGCUGGAACACAACAGUUUCUGGAGGGUGCCCCAUUGGCUACCUCCAGGCUGGCAGCUGCAUGGUAGGAGGUGAAGCAGAAAAUAGCACAUAUUCAGCUGAAUUGUUUAUAGAGUUGGGGACGAGGGUAAUAGCUAUAAUGGCAAGAAUAUAUUUAUGUGAUGAUGUUGCAAGCAAGUCUGGGCUAUGUGUAUGGAGCCUGGGCUGCCCUCUCGGCCUCACUGAUGUGGUCACAAGGAAAGCAGAACAAUGCAUUUGGCACCAGCUUGGCUGCAGGAAUUUCCAGAAGGAGGCGUACAAGACUUAGGGACUCCACUCCCGAUUUGUGUAGAGUUUGCUUCUUAGCCUUUUCUUCUCCCAAAGGUGUCCCAUAAGCAUGGACGAAAAUAAUGCUCUUGACUUCAUAAUAUAGUCUAAAGAUACAACUGAUGGCCCCCUUCUGCCAGCACUGGAGCCUGUAGCCUUUCCUUAGGAAACCUUAGGGAGCCAGUGUGGUGUAGGGGUUAAGAGCGGUAGUCUCGUAAUCUGAGGAACCGGGUUCGAUUCCCCGCUCCUCCACAUGCAGCUGCUCUGGGUGACCUUGGGCCAGUCACACUUCUCUGAAGUCUCUCAGCCCCACUCACCUCACAGAGUGUUUGUUGUGGGGGAAGAAGGGAAAGGAGAAUGUUAGCGGCUUUGGGACUCCUUCGGGUAGUGAUAAAGUGGGAUAUCAAAUCCAUACUCUUCUUCUUCUUCUUACAAGGUCAAAGUUAUGAGGCCUUUACAAACACACAUCAACUGUUCCUCACAGCACAGCCAAGGAUGGGGGAUUGUUUGCAAGCGCUUUCUUGAAUCAGUAAAACUUCCAUGUUAUUCCACUUGCCCUUCAGAGUGUGUCUGCUUCUUUAAAGGGCCUGAUGCAAAGCUGUAACCAAAUGCACGCUUCCUACCUCUUUCAACAAGAUAAGCACUACGACCUGUCAUACGACACUGGAGACAAAGCCUUGCAAUGUGGGCGCCAUGUUGAUGUCUUCAAGCUAUGGCUGAUGUGGAGGGCAAAGGUGAGUAUUUACAUUGGAAGAGAGAGCAAGGGAGUCAGAAAAAGAGAGGGGAAAGUAGGUGUCUUAUUUCCCUCAGAGAGGUACAAUUCCCAGAGUUCCCUGGAAAGAGUGACUCAUCAUAAUACUAUCACCAUCAUUUAUUAUUAUUAUUAGCAAUAUUAUUAAACUUAGUUGCUUCUUUACAACUCUCAGCACCCUUAGCAAACUACAGUUCCCAGGAUUCUUUGGGGGAAGCCAUGACUAUUUAAAGUGGCCUGAUUCUGCUUUAAAUGCAUGGUAUGAAUGGGGCCUUUACUAUAUAAAGUGACUGGUUGGGAUUUUGUACUGAGGUAUAUAUAGAUGAGUGUGUAAUUGUGAGCAUUAUUGGUUGAACAGCAUAAUGUUAUCUUAAUAGGGGUUUUUUAUUUCAUUAUAAAUGCAUUGUAUUGCAUUUGAGUUCCGUUUUGUACACCGCUUUACUAUUCUUUUGAAUGCAAAGCAAUUAAGAAUUUUGCUAAAUAAGUAAAUGUUGGUUGCUAGGUUGCUAGGCAACUGCGGCUGAGCAUUCCUACAAGAGCUGUCUCUGGGUAAGCCACUGCUCUCCCUAACACGAGCUUUCUGUGCGUGAAAUAAAUAAAAAGCACAAACCUGGGAGUGAACAAAUGAAUAAUAAUUGCCAAUUCACCUUUCAGCCAUGAGGAAUUGAGUGCUGCUUUCAAGCUUCGAGCCUGUGACAUCAUGGAGCAGUUGCUGCACCUCAACUCCAGCCAAUUUGGCAACCUAACAAUUCUGUUUUAGCGUAAUCAGGCUAAAAGCUUUUGAGAAUGACAAGAGGAUUUUGUUGUAUGAAUUCUUAAAACUAGACAUGGCAAAACUGUGACUAGAACACCUGCUUCCAUUUUAUGCAGCAAUUAGGAGCGGGCGUAAUAUUGAUGUGGGGAAACCAAUUAUAAAUCUGUUGUUUUCUAGGGGCAUAUUUGUAAAGACUCUCCGAGGACCAGCUUAUUUUGCAGUUUGGAAAUAUUGCCAAAUAUAAUGCUUCCGGCUGAGUGGUUUCAGAUUCCUCCCCCAAGAUUUCCUUUAAGAUGAACAAAUUCAUUUACUACAAUGGCCUGCAGGAAACACACAUUUCAUGCAGCUGUAGAUGUUUUUGCCACCCAUUGUUGGCAUCAUCUUAUAGCUAACCUUAACCAGGUUGCCACUGCUUUAAGUUAGGUGUGCAUCAUUUUUGAUCCAACAAGGAAAUGCACACCAUGUCCCAGUUAUAGAGGCCUUACAGCUGCUCCAUAAAGCUCCUGGUUUCUCUGUAUGUGGAUGCAAAAAGAGGAAAUGAAGGGAAAGAUCCAGGACCUAGCAGCACCACAACACAUAAUUGGUGGGUCACAAGUUAUGUAGACCCGACAGACUGAAUGAAAUCAAGGUGAUUUAACUCAUUGAUUUUAUCCACUCAGGAAAAGAAGAGGAUGGUUUAAAUCAAGUUUCACCCUGACUACAUUCAUAUACCGUAUUUUUCGCCCUAUAAGACGCACUUUUUCCCCUCCAAAAAUUAAGGGGAAAUGUGUGUGCGUCUUAUGGAGCGAAUGCAGGCUCCUUGGCUUCAGCAAUAGCAACGCAAAGCCGCCAAAGCGCAGAGGGAGUGCUCCCACCGCGCUCCGGAGGCUUCGCGUUCCUUUCGCUGAAGGAUAGGUGCCCCUUCAGCUAAGGCGCAGCGUCCCUUCAGCUAAGCGGGAGCAGAAAUGAAAGGGGCUCUGUUUCUCCUGCCGCUUCGCUGAAGGGGUGCUGCACAGAGAGGGGGAGAUUUUUUUUUCUUGUUCUCCCCCUCUAAAACAAGGUGCGUCCUAUGGUCGGGUGUGUCCUAUAGAGCGAAAAAUACAGUAUUUCUUGAAUUGUGAAAUUAAGGGUUUAUGUCCUGUGAUCUCUGUACAUAAGAACACAAAAGGAUGCAUUCUAACUAUGCCUGCUCAGAAGGAAGCCCUACUGGAUUCAAUAGGAAAACGUUGCCCAGAACUUUCCAGGAGCUUGAGCAAUAAUAAAUACAAUAUGCAGCCUGCUGCUUUUGCUACUUUUUAAGGAGGACCUUGAGCGAGGCCUCCUGUAAGUGAGCAGAGAGGGUUUCAAGGUGGGAAGUGGUCAGAUACCCUCCCAUUUUUGAUCUUCAAUUAGGUAGCCUAUUUCUGAUUCCCAUACAAUUUAGAGACCUCCAGCAUCUCCUGCUAAUAGAUUGCUGUAUAUUAGAGAAGCAGCACCCUUCAGGUCAUAUGCUGAUCUGCUGCAUAAGGAUUUGAACAAGGCAAGUGUUAGUUUCAUCUUAAAACAGUGCCUUCUGAGAUGCUUUUUUUUUAGUGCAUCCUCCAAAAUCAGAAAAAAUAAUAAUAUUUUGUUCUCUUCUGAUUGUAAAUUUCUUCAGGGGUUCUUGUAGCCAAGCGAUAUAUACAAUUAACAAACCUAACCCUCCAUUCCUGUCUCUUUCUUCCUUUGUUCCAAAGGGCACUGUAGGAUUUGAAGCACACAUUGACAAAUGCCUGGAACUUGCAGAAUACCUGUACAACAAAAUAAAGAACAGAGAAGGCUUUGAGCUGGUGAUUGAGGGAAAGGUGUGUGUGUUUAUUUUAACAUAGCUUUGAAAAGCAAAUCCCUCCACACUUACUUAAGAGUAAGCAUCUCCAAUCACAGAAAGGCAGACUUCCAAGUAAAAGUGCACUGGGAUUGCACUGCUCCAGAACAUCUAUUACUAUACCGUUUUAUAGAUUGGGGAUUUUAUUAAUUAAAAAGUCUGCCCUGUACUUGCUAAUCAUAGAGAUCAGACUGUUACCAAGGGACUGUUUGUCAAGUAAUCUUCCCGCCCAGUAUGCUAGAAGGAAUCGACGUAAGCAGAAUGAUUACCAUGCUGAUUUAUGAAUCAGUUGCAAGAUCAAUGUAAGGAGCCCAGAAAGCAACUGAAUUGGCCAGAACAUCAAUCAGCCUUCGUGCCUAGCAGGAAGACAAGAGUGCAGGCUUCCCACAGGCAUCUGGUUGGCACUGUGCCAUUGGCCUAAUCCAGCUAGCUCGUUUUAUGCUCUUAGGUUGUAAAUCUAACCCAGUGAAUACAUAUGUGCAUUCCCUAUUACAUAAAAAGGUAAAGGACCCCUGAACCGUUAAGUCCAGUCAAAGGUGACUGGGGUUGCAAUGCUCAUCUUGCUUUGAGGCCAAGGGAUCCAGUGUGUGUCCACAGACAGAUUUCCGGGUCAUGUGGCUAGCAUGACUAAACUGCUUCUGGCGCAACAGGACACCGUGACAGAAACCAGAACACACAGAAAUGCCGUUUACCUUCCCGCCACAGCGGUACCUUUUUAUCUACUUGCACUGGUGUGCUUUCGAACUGCUAGGUUGGCAGGAGCCGGGACAGAGCAAUGGGAGCUCACCCCGUUGCACGGAUUCAAACUGCUGACCUUCUGAGUACAGGCAUCAUAAGUAAUACAGUCAAACCUCAGAACUCGAACAGCUCCGUUGCCGAAUGUUUCAGUUACCGGGUGCCAAAAACCCGGAAGUGGGUGUUCCGGUUUUCGAAUGUUCCUCAGAACUUGAAUGUCCAACGUGGCUAUGCAAAAACCUAGCUCUCAGCCAAUCAGAAGCCGUGCCUUGGAACUCAAACAUUUCAGAAGUCAAACGGUCUUCCGGAACAGAUUACAUUCAAGUUCUGAGGUUUGACUGUAGAUCUAAUUGAUGUCAAACUAUCACCUAGGGAAUUAAAGGAAUCCAUAGGAAAAUCAAGUCUGCUCUUGAAACCCUAAUAUAUCUCAGUCUCCUCUAACUGGCAGUGGCCCUCCAGGGCUCCAAGAAGAGACCUUUCCUACCCUUGCUGCCAGAUCUUUUUAAGUGAAGACGCCAGGGACUGACGCUCAGACAUUGUGUGUUCAAAGCAUAUGCUCCCAUCACCUUCUCCCAGUAUCUAUUAUCCCUGCCAUAUUCCUUGGAACACAUUAGGUUGGAUCCAACAUACUUGAGUUGCACUUAGGUCCCAUUGAAAUCUACAAGUUUCAUAACCUGAAACUUGGAACAUUUCAAAAUUAAAAAGUUAGUCAUGGCUAUGUGAAUACCCAUUCAUUUCAAUGGGAAACAAGUUUAACUAGCAUAUUCUGAAUCCAACCUGUUGCUACUGCUGAGUGCAGAAGGUAAGUAAAUAGCACGACCCCAUGCAUGUUUACUGAGAAGCACUUCUCACUGGGUUUAAUGGGGCUUAUUCCCUAGGAAUUUACACUGGAGACUGAAGCCUAAGUUUAUCAGUGGAGGAGCUGAGGUUAAAAAAGGUUGAGAAACAGCACCCUACUCAAGCUUGGGGUUGUUGGUUUUUUGCUUUUGAUCUAGUGUCAUAGGAAGAGCUAUGUGUGGGAAAGGGGAACGCAUGGACCUUGUGGCAAUUGAGCUGCUCGUGCAAUCUAAGAUGCUGUUUUCUUUCCAUUAGCCUCAGCACACAAACGUUUGCUUCUGGUAUGUGCCUCCCAGUUUACGAAAUAUGGAGGAUAAUGAAGAAAGAAUGAACCGUCUUUCAAAGGUAAAAAGAAGAAGACAAUGUGCCCAUUUCUAUUACAGAGUGCACUUUCCCCCUUUUCAAAUGAGACCAGACUAGUCCACACCUGCACAUAUAUGCCUUUGCAUAUGAGCAGCAGUUUCGGUCUUUCCCAUUCAUACCUGUCAGCAUUCUCUUCUGUGUUUGUCCCUGCUUUCUAAUUUCUUGAUUCAGUAUCUCUGGAUCAGGGAAACUCAAUUUACAGGCAAAAAGCAUUGAGAUUGCUGUUGUUUGGGGGUGAUAUCAUGUGGACUGCACAAAUUAAAUGGGAACGCCAACAGCUGCAAACACAUGGUAAACUCCAGUGUGGACAAUCCCUAAACGGCAUUGGAGGCCAGAUGUCCAGCAUGAACUCAGAUCCCUUGCAACUGAAGAGGGUCCCUGACGCAGUUAUUACACAAGGCUGCACAGUUUAUGGGAGCUUGGGUUGGUUGCUGAGCCAAGUAGGACAAAUGCUACACUGGUGUAAACCCAAGAAGUGGUAGCCAAUGAAGGGAGAGACAUAAAAUGUGGCCAUAUAUCAGAACACAGGUCAGCCAAUAAUGUUGAGCGGGAGGGGAGAUCAACGGAAUGUUGUGACAUCAGAACACAGGUCAGCCAAUGAUGUUGCACGGGAAGGGAGAGCAACAGAAUGUUGCGAUACAGGUGAGUUCUGCUGGAUGCUAUAGGGAGAGGACCGCAUGUCUAGCUUGCCCCUAAGAAUAUGCUCAGAAAAGAGGCAGUAGAAUAUUAAUUUUGUUUUUCAUACUGUGUCUGUGAAGGUGGCUCCAGUUAUUAAAGCCCGAAUGAUGGAGUAUGGGACCACAAUGGUCAGCUAUCAGCCCCUGGGAGACAAGGUCAACUUUUUCCGCAUGGUGAUCUCCAAUCCAGCAGCGGCUCACCAAGACAUUGAUUUCCUGAUUGAGGAAAUAGAGCGCCUCGGGCAAGAUUUAUAAUUGUGUGGUCUUCCAGACCCUUCUGAAAUGUCUCUCUAGGUAGACAAUUAAGUUGUCACAAACUGUGGUGAAUGUAUUUGUAGUUUGUUCCAAAGUGAAUCUAUUUCUAUAUUGUGCCGUCAAAGUAGAGUACAAUUUAACACUUAAGAACAUUGCUCCUCUUUAAAAGUAUUCCCCCCCCCCCGUUGAGUUUGUGAAUAUUUCCCAAUUAGAAAAUAUAAAAAGGCUGCAUUCAAACAAAUCCAGAAUAAUGAAAUGCUCACGAUUCCACCCUCCAAAUUUUAGUACAGUUAGUAAAAGCGAUAGUUUGCAUUAAACGUAGCCAAAUUUGCCCCCAGACAGUCACAGAACACAGUGAGGGGCAUUGUAAAGCAUAAAACAAAAAAUGCUUUCAAAUAAAGAAAUGUUGCCUUUUUUUCCUUGGUAUAUUAGAACAGAAUUUCUAAUUUACAUACAUUUCAGAUGUAUUUAACUACAUAUAAUUUUACAAAAGAAAUAUAUAUAUAUAUUAUAUAUAUUAAAAAAGAUCCUAUUUUGUAAAAUAUAGAUUUUUAUUUUCUAUGGGUUAUGAAGACUGCAGGGGCAAAAAAUAGUAAUAGUAGAUAUUAAGAUCCUUUAUUUUCCUUCAGAGAAAUUGCAUUGAAUGCUUAUUUUGAGACAGAAGCCCACAUAAAAUUAUCCAAUAGAAAUGUCUCUGUUCUGCUUGUCACUUUACAUCUCCAGAGUUUAGUACUACAAAACCUCAAGAGAUUACUGCAGCUCUUCAACAACAAAACAAGAUCAAUGACAGUGAAAUUAUAAAAUCUUUACGAUGUUUCUCAAGUGGCCUAUCUAAGCAGACGCACAAUCAUCAUAGAAAGUGCUACCCACGACUUAACAUGGCGUUGUAUUUGGAGU
Messenger RNA from Podarcis lilfordi (Lilford's wall lizard), 15535 nucleotides. NCBI's taxonomy places the organism in Eukaryota, Metazoa, Chordata, Lepidosauria, Squamata, Lacertidae. The record is from the annotation of a GenBank genome assembly.